GACAGCGCAAAACGAAACCUCCACCACACACAGACUAAGCUCAAAUACUGCUUGGCGUGGCCAUUAGUGAGGUUCGAUUCGAACAAGGCCCAAAUGUUCAUUCUUCAAAGAAUGGUGAGCACUCACUCCCUAUUCGCUGUCUCAGCUUUCGUCUCAGCCCCCAUCUUAAACAAGUCUUCUUUACACUCCAAUCUAAAUCGCUUUGCAUGGCCGAAGUUCGAGUUCAGUGCUUUGGCUCUUUACAAGAGUAGAAAUAAACUCUCCACCUCUACGGCCGUCGCCACCGAUUCUGCGUCCCAGACCUUGGUUUCUGGCCAGAACGAGUCACUGGAAAAUGGCUCUGCUGACAAACUUGUCGUUCUUCCCACCAACGAGUCGUCUGAGAAGCUUCUCAUGAUUCGCCACACGUGUGCUCAUGUAAUGGCCAUGGCGGUCCAGAAGCUUUUCCCAGAUGCAAAAGUUACGAUUGGGCCAUGGAUAGAUAAUGGGUUUUAUUAUGAUUUUGAUAUGGAGCCAUUAACUGACAAAGACUUGAAAAAGAUUAAGAAGGAGAUGGAUCGCAUUAUUGCUAGAAAUUUGCCACUUGUCAGAGAAGAAGUUUCAAGGGAUGAGGCACAUAGCAGAAUAAAGGCUCUCAAUGAACCAUAUAAAUUGGAAAUUUUAGACAGUAUUAAAGAAGAACCAAUUACGAUCUACCACAUUGGUGGUGAGUGGUGGGACCUUUGUGCUGGACCUCACGUCCCAUCAACUGGGAUAAUUAACAGAAGAGCUGUUGAACUUGAAUCGGUUGCUGGUGCUUACUGGCGAGGAGAUGAAAAUAAACCGAUGCUUCAAAGGAUCUAUGGCACGGCAUGGGAAAAUGAAGAGCAAUUGAAGGCUUAUCUUCACUUCAAAGAGGAGGCUAAACGUAGGGAUCACAGACGUCUUGGUCAAGAACUUGAUCUCUUCUCUAUACAGAAUGACGCAGGAGGGGGCUUAGUGUUUUGGCAUCCCAAAGGUGCUAUUGUAAGGAACACUAUUGAAGAUUUGUGGAGAAAAAUACACAUAGAACGUGGUUAUGAUCUACUCUAUACUCCACAUGUAGCAAAAGCAGAUCUUUGGCAGAUUAGUGGCCAUAUAGACUUUUAUAGAGAGAAUAUGUAUGAUCAGAUGAACAUCGAAGAUGAACUUUAUCAACUUCGACCAAUGAACUGCCCUUACCAUAUCUUGAUAUACAAAAGAAAGCAACACUCUUAUCAGGAUUUUCCUAUUCGAGUUGCAGAGUUGGGAACAGUAUACAGAUAUGAAUUAUCUGGUAGUUUGCAUGGCCUUUUUCGUGUAAGAGGGUUCACUCAGGAUGAUGCACAUAUAUUCUGUUUAAGUGACCAAAUCAAAGAUGAGAUCAGGGGUGUCCUGGAUCUUACGGAGGAAAUGCUACUGCAAUUUGGAUUUAGUAAGUAUGAGGUGAAUCUUUCCACAAGGCCAGAGAAGUCCGUAGGAGAUGAUAAUAUAUGGGAUAAGGCAACUUCUGCCCUAAAAGAUGCUUUAGAUGACAAGGGUUGGAGCUAUGAAAUCGAUGAAGGUGGUGGUGCCUUUUAUGGACCUAAGAUUGAUCUUAAGAUUGAGGAUGCUCUGGGAAGGAGGUGGCAGUGCUCAACCAUUCAGGUUGAUUUUAACCUACCACAACGAUUUGACAUCACAUAUGUUGACUCCAACUCAGAAAAGAAGCGGCCUAUCAUGAUCCACAGAGCUGUGCUCGGUUCCUUGGAACGAUUUUUCGGAGUCCUCAUAGAGCAUUAUGCUGGGGAUUUUCCACUGUGGCUUUCUCCAAUCCAGGCUCGAAUUUUGCCAGUUACUGAUAAACAGCUUGAAUACUGCAACGAAGUAGUCAAGAAACUGAAAGCAAACGGAAUUCGAGCUGAAGUUUGCCACGGUGAGCGGCUGGCUAAGCUCAUAAGAAAUGCUGAAACUCAGAAGAUUCCCCUAAUGGCAGUUGUGGGAGCCAAGGAACUUGAUACAGGUACCCUUACAAUAAGAACAAGGUUUGUCGGAGAUAUUGGCACCGUGACAGUUGAAGAUUUUAUCAGCAAAACGAAGUCUGCCAUCGAAAACAGAACAACCUUUUGAGGUUCUUGCUCAACCUGAAUGUAUUGGAAAAAGUAAAGAGCAAUUUUAUUGCAUUGAUUUUAUAGUUGAGCUAGAAAAUUACUUUUUAAUUUAUACAGGUUCACUCGUCCUUAGAAAGAAUUGUCACAUAAAGGAUAUUGUUUUAUGUACAGUUGAAAAAGAGAAAACAUGUAUAUUCGGAA
Molecule: messenger RNA, 2288 nt
Organism: Humulus lupulus (European hop)
Lineage: Eukaryota; Viridiplantae; Streptophyta; Magnoliopsida; Rosales; Cannabaceae
Product: threonine--tRNA ligase, chloroplastic/mitochondrial 2
Exons: 8
Coding region: 94-2106 (670 amino acids)
Biological process (GO): threonyl-tRNA aminoacylation
Cellular component (GO): cytoplasm; chloroplast stroma; mitochondrion
Molecular function (GO): threonine-tRNA ligase activity; ATP binding
Source: RefSeq, a predicted model, not a curated record